This is a messenger RNA of Vicia villosa (hairy vetch), 1086 nucleotides long. RefSeq names its product protein VACUOLELESS GAMETOPHYTES. The transcript has a single exon. The record is from RefSeq and is a predicted model, not a curated record. The coding region runs from base 172 to 900 and encodes 242 amino acids. NCBI's taxonomy places the organism in Eukaryota, Viridiplantae, Streptophyta, Magnoliopsida, Fabales, Fabaceae.
ACAAGCCAUUUAGAAUACCAAAUUUGAUUGCACAAUAUGACCUAAUUACCCUUCAAUUAACACAAACCCAAAUCACACCCCUUUCAUCCAUGAUCCAUCCAUAUAAAUACAUAACACAGUUACCCAUUAACAUACCAAUGCAACACAAACAAAAAGAGAAGAAACUGAACAAUGAAAUACACUGAGAUAUCCCAUUUCAGCCACCCACAACACAAACUAAGAUUCGAACACAACGACAUCCCUUUCAAAUGCGACGGCUGCAAGGAAAUAGGCAUUGGUUCCCGUUACAAAUGCAGCAUUUGCGACUACGACCUUCACACACACUGUGCAAUACCUUCCACAUCUCUCUACCAUCCAUUCUACACAAAAUGCACCUUCCAAUUCAUGUCAGCCCCACCAGGAAACACGCCUCGUUACUGCAACGCGUGCGAGAAAGACAUCAACGGGUUCGUAUACCACUGCAAGUCUUGCGGCUUCGACCUCCACCCAUGUUGCGCGAAGCUGCCAGCGAUACUCCACGACGGGGAAACGAAACUCUACCUUUACAGGAAAGUGAGUUCGCCGUGUCACCGUUGUGGAAGAAAAGGACGAAGCUGGAGUUAUAGAUCGAAUUGUAAGAGUUAUAAUUUGCAUGUUGCUUGUGUGAGGGAAAUGCUGGUGGAGAAUUGGCAGCAAUUGUAUAUAGGACAUGGACCACAUGGUAGGAAAAUUGAUAGAGAUAUUCCUAGUUUGAAGAAUACAAUGUAUGCUGGUGCACAUAGUAGAGGAAGUAAAGGGAAGAAGGUGAAAAAGUGCUGUGAGAUUGCAGGGUUUGCUGUGCAGAUUGUGAUUUCGGCGGUUUUGGGUGAUCCUACGGCACUUAUUGCUGGUGUUGUUGGGGCAUUUAUGUCUCGGGCUUGAACUACAUGUAGCGGAACAGAAUCUAUGUUUUGUUUAGUACCACCUCAUGAUGAUGAUAUGUCUCCACGAAAAAUGUAAUGUAUGUUUCAAUAUUCCAAUUAUAUCUUUGUUUAUUACUCUUUGUGUACAUAUUGUGUUGGUUUGGAAAACAACGACAAUUCUAUUGUAUCAAUUAAUUUUUGAUGU